This is a messenger RNA of Hydra vulgaris (swiftwater hydra), 2799 nucleotides long. RefSeq names its product metabotropic glutamate receptor 3. Gene Ontology annotation, molecular function: adenylate cyclase inhibiting G protein-coupled glutamate receptor activity. Gene Ontology annotation, biological process: regulation of synaptic transmission, glutamatergic; G protein-coupled glutamate receptor signaling pathway. The record is from RefSeq and is a predicted model, not a curated record. Lineage: Eukaryota; Metazoa; Cnidaria; Hydrozoa; Anthoathecata; Hydridae. Gene Ontology annotation, cellular component: plasma membrane.
AUAUCUGAAUUUUAUUUUCAGAUAAUGAAGAUAUUUACUUUAUUGUAUCUUUUUGUUGUGUAUGUUUCGUCUCAAAACUUGAACAAAUGUCAGAAUGUAAAGAAUUUCGAUCAAAAAGAUGAAUACUCAGAGAAUCGUCUAACUAGUAUAACAUUUGGUAAUUAUACCAUUCAAGCUCUUACUACGUUCACUACUGGGGAACAAGGUUGUAAAAUAGUUAGUCGUGAUGGUUUGGUACGAACUUAUGCAAUUAAAUAUGCAAUUGAUCUUGCUAACAAUAAUACUAAACUUAAAAAAUGGGCAAAGAUUGGAAUGCGAUUGGAUGAUGAUUGUGCAAGUUUACCUAUAACAAUGGCAAGAGGUAUUGAGAUUGUAUCACUGAUAAGAGAAAAUUCUGUUUGUCGUGCAGAAUUUUUACAAUGCUCCAAUUCAACUUCGAAUGAUUCUUCAUAUGUGCAUCCAGCUGCUGGUAUUAUUGGAACAUCCAUGAGUUUUACUACAAUUCCUUUGGCAAGUUUAAUGUCUCUUUAUUUAAUUCCUCAAAUAAGUUUUUCUGCUUCAAGUCGUUUGCUUAGCAAAGUUGAAUUGUACAAAUCUUUUUUUCGGACAAUACCUUCAGAUGUUAACCAAAUUUCAGUAAUGCUUGAUGUUAUUGAAGCUUUUAAUUGGAAUUAUAUUUUUGCAAUUGGUUCUGAUGAUGACUAUGGAAAACUAGGCAUUUCUGAGCUUGAAUCUCGUGCUCGCAAUAGAAGUAUAUGCAUAACUGAAACUCAUUAUGUAGCUUAUAAAUCUCAAUCAACAUUAUCUCGUAUUUCGUCUAUUGUAAAAAACAUGAUUGCUAAUUCAAAGGCACUAGUUGUAGUUCUUUUUUGUUAUGUAGAAAAUCUGGGAGAUCUGAUUUUAGAAGAAGCAAAGAGAAAUGGUGUAAAACGAAUUUGGUUGACAAGUGAUGCUUGGAAUCCUCCAGCAUCAGAUUUAAAUGUAACUUUAAAAGACCAAGCUCAUGGUAUUUUAUCAGUUUCUUUAAAGAGUCAUAAACUUCCUAAGUUUGUUAAGUAUAUGACAAAAGAAAUUCAGACUGAUUUUUUAUGUAACAUGUGGUUACAGAAUUUUCUCAAAAAUACAUAUAAAUGUGAACCAUUUGAUAUUUCUUCUGAUAAAUUGACUCUUAUAGGCAAUAAUUGCACAGUUAAGAUAAAUGAUCUCAUAAAAGAAUUAUCUAACCUUCCUGGAAAAACUAGCAAUUUAAUUGAUGCUGUUACUGUUCUGACACGUGCUAUUCAAUCUUAUUUAGAAAUAAACUGCAAUUCAGAUAUCAGCUGCUCAAUUGCUACACUUGACUAUGCUAGUUUAACCAAUAUAGUAAAAAAUGUAACCUUCAAUAAUAGUCUACAUGAAUUAAUUAAGUUUGACAUAAAUGGGGAUCCUGAGUUUAUUUUUUAUACAAUUGAAAACCUUCAGUUCAUCAAUAACUCUUUUCGAUAUAUUCCUGUUGGAAAUUGGAGUAAAACUCGUUUAAAAAGUUUGCUUAUUGAUAAAAAAUCAAUAAAAUGGCCAUCUUGGUUUAAUUUUGAACAGAAUACCUCUCGAUGCAGCGAAGACUGUAAAAAAGGACAGUAUGUUACUGCAAAAAUUGGAUGUUGCUGGAAAUGUGAAAAUUGCACAGAUAAUAACUAUAGCGACACUAUAAUGGCAGAGACAUGUAAAACAUGUGAGGUUGGGAAUCAUACAGAAGAUCAUAUUGUUUGUAAAGUAACACCUAUUAAAUGGUUAAAAUAUUCAGACACAGAAGGGAUAGCAAUUAUUGUAGUAAGUGGUGUAGGGUUGCUUUUGAAUGUGCUUGCAUUUAUACUUCUUUUAAAAUUGCGUUCUUUUCUCUCUUCUGAUGGAUCUCUUCCAUGUAUUGUGCUUUCAUGUAUAUUGCCUUUUUUUACUUUUGUAUUUGGAUUUCUUUAUAUUGUAAAGCCAACAGUUUAUUUGUGUCAUUCACGUAAUGUCAUUUUUUUCUUGUUACUAAUGGCUUACUCUUCUGUUUUAAUGAUUAAAACAAAAAUAGCACGAAAUUAUUUGGAGAGUCGCCUUGAGUAUAUUGUCAAAGGACAUUUGUUUGCUAAGCAAACUAUAUUAAUGAUAAUAUUAAUGUUGAUUGAAAUAGGAUCAAUUAUUGCAUGGAUUAUCGCUGAUUCUAAAAAUGAUAUUGUGCAAUCGGAGCAAGUUAACUUUGAAAUUCAAAAGCGAUGUUUUGUUGAUUUUACAGCUGCCAGAUUAGUUUCAACAUUUAUUCCAUUUAUUUUGUUGAUUAUUGCUACAUGUUGUGCAUUUCAAGAACGUAAUAAUGAACAUCCUUUUUAUGAACCAAAAUUUUUAAGUUUUACAACCAUAGCAUUGUGUAUCAUUACAGUUGCGUUUUUACCUACAUUCAAAUAUGUAAAGGGUAACUUCAAAGGAAUAGUAAUGGUGUUUACAACCUGUGUUUUUGGAUUUACAUAUAUGGCAUGCUUAAUUUUGCCAAAAAUUUAUGUAGUGCAUGCAAGGCAAAAUCGUAAAGAUUCUUUUUCUGACCCAUAUAUUAAACCAAGUAAAGUUUCAAAGCCUGAAAAAGAACAAGAGGAAAAUGGUUCUACAGAAACUACAUCAUCUGAUAUUAAAAUUAAAAAUAAAAAACUUACUUCAUCAUUGAAGUCUUCAAUUAAAACAUGAACAAUAUUGAAGUAUUAUUAUCAGAAAUGUUUAUUCACUAAUUCAUGAAAAAAGUUUUUACAUUAAUCUUUUUACUUAUGUUUAAAAAAAGAAUAAAUU